AUGACGAAGCAUAAAAACGGAGAAAAACCAAAGGUUCAAAAUAAUGCGUCAACAACAGAAGAUUCACGCUUUGCCCAUGUACGAAAAGACCCGAGGUUUACCCGUCCGAAGAAAAAGGACGUGAAGAUCACUUUAGACGAACGUUUCGCUCAUAUGCUAACUAAUAAAGAGUUUAGCGAUACUCCUAAGGUUGAUAAAUAUGGAAGACCGAUUUCAUCGGAUAAAGUUGCUAAAGAACUAAAGAGAUAUUAUAAAUUAAGGGAUGAUGAGUUUAAAUGUAAAAGCGAAUCUUCAGAAAGUGAAGAACAACGAAAUCAUGUGACUACAGAGGAAGAAUCAGAUAAUGAAAGUAUUGAUUUACCAACUUUUGACCCAGCUAGAGGUGAAGGUGCUUUUGAGUCAUCAGACGACGAAGUAGAUAAAGAAGAAUUAAUUGAACAAGAAUCUGAUGAAUAUUAUGAUCAGGUUCCAUUAGGAGACGAGACUCAUCGAUUUGCCGUAGUAAACCUUGAUUGGGAUAAUGUAAAGGCAUCCGAUCUUAUGAAAGUGUUUAAUGGUUUUAAAUCAGAUGUGUCUAUCAUAAGAUCCAUAAAAAUUUAUCCAUCAGAAUUUGGUAAGGAGCGAAUAGAGAAGGAAACACGAGAGGAGGAAUUUGAUACAGAAGAAUUAAGAAGAUAUCAGUUGGAUCGACUUAAAUAUUAUUACGCUGUUGUCGACUGCGAUACUGUUGAGACUGCUCGUCAUAUUUAUCAGCAAUGUGAUGGAGCGGAAUUUGAAAGUACUGCCAACUUCUUUGAUCUUCGCUUUAUACCCGAUAAUAUGGAAUUUAAUGAUGAGCCAAAAGACGAAUGCUUCCAAGCACCUGAAAUAUAUAAACCUGUCGACUUUGUAACUGGUGCAUUGCAACAUUCAAGUGUGAAAUUGACUUGGGACGGUGAUGAUCCAGAUCGUGUCAAAACUAUAUGUCAAAAUUUCACGAAAAAAGAUCUUGAUGUUAUGGAUUUUAAAGCUUAUAUCGCAUCUUCUAGCGAGGAAUCUGAUGAAGAAGUUGAAGAAGCAAGACAAAAAUAUAAAAAUUUAUUAAAUGAAAUUGAAAAUGAUAACGCAGAAGAUCAGGAUAUGGAAAUUACUUUUACUCCUGGAUUGAGUGAGGCGGUAGCAUUGAAUUCAGCAGAAAAGAAUUUUGAAAACGAAACGAGUUUGGAAACGUAUUUACGUAAACAAAGCGAAAAACGCAAAGAAAGAAAGGACGUAAAAAAGAAAGGAACAAAGGAAACGAGUAGUGAUGAAACCUCAAAGUUAAAAUACAAAAAGUCGGGUAAAUUGUCUAAAAAGGAACACGAGGAGGUCGAUCGACAGAAGGCCGAAUUGGAGCUUUUAGUUAUGGAUGCCGAGGAGGAAGGUCAUAAGCAUUUUGAUAUGAAAGAGAUUAUUAAAAACGAGAAAAGAAACGGUAAAAAGAAAAAAUACAAAAGAGAUGUUCAAGUUGAUGAUGAUGAUUUCGAAAUUAAUGUUAAUGACCCUCGAUUUACGGCAUUACAUGAAUCGCAUCAUUUCGCGAUUGAUCCUUCCAAUCCACAGUUUAAAAAGACAAAAUCUAUGAGUAAACUUUUAGAUGAACGGCAACGACGUCAGUUUGAGUCAAAUAAUCACAAGUCGAAUACAAAUUUCGAGGAAAUCUCAAACGAUAAGAAUUCUAAUGUUCAAAUUAAAGAUUCAAGUUUGUCAUUAUUAAUAAAUUCCGUAAAACGAAAGAAUGCAUUAGCUACCGAAAGCAAUGAAAAAGGAAAGCGUAGAAAAACCAAAUCUUAA
Funneliformis geosporum is the source of this 1812-nucleotide messenger RNA. The record is from the annotation of a GenBank genome assembly. NCBI's taxonomy places the organism in Eukaryota, Fungi, Glomeromycota, Glomeromycetes, Glomerales, Glomeraceae.